Messenger RNA from Fimicolochytrium jonesii, 1436 nucleotides. RefSeq lists its product as uncharacterized. The record is from RefSeq and is a predicted model, not a curated record. Bases 277 to 1209 code for a protein of 310 amino acids. NCBI's taxonomy places the organism in Eukaryota, Fungi, Chytridiomycota, Chytridiomycetes, Spizellomycetales, Powellomycetaceae. The transcript has 7 exons.
ACGUGUAGGAAGACCGGAUGCGAGCAACUGAGAAACCUGUCCCACUCACUUUCCGGAAGUGACAUGACGAGUUCUGCUAUGGAUAUCCUUGGUCUGACUCUCCCGUAUAUCUCCACACAAAAAACCAGACGUCACGGACUUAUAUUGGGGGAGAAGAACAAAACGAAAAAGUGUGGGGUAUUCCCGAACGUCACCGUGACAUUCCGCAUAGUGCGUAAGGUUUCUGGGGCACCGGCAGGUUGAUAUAAAAGCUCACACUCACUAACCACAUCCAAAAUGUCCACCAAGAUCAACAUCCUCGUCACCACGGCUGAGUCCCGUACAGCGGACGCCAUUCUCGCCGAAUUCAACCGCAAGUACCACAACCUUACCGACAUGCACAUGUGCGCGCAAAUCUCGCCCAACGUCGAGACCAAAGAGCGCGAGUACGACAAUGUCAAACUCAUCACCUGCGACCCCGCCGAAGCCUCCUGCGAAGAACUAUGCCAGGCCAUGCAGAACAUGGACACGGUCAUCCUCAUCCCGCCUGCCUCGGAGAACAAGGUUGAGGUCGCUAAGAAGCUCAUGGACUGCGCCAUGAAGUGUAAUGUCAAGAACUGCGUCGUGCUCUCGGACUGUUGCGCUGAGCUGGCUCCGGAUGCCAAGCAGUACCGCAAGUUUGUGGAGAUUGAGAAGUAUAUCAAGGAAAAGUGCGGCAAGGGUAACUGCCACGUCGCUUUCGCCAGAUCCGGCCACUACAUGCAGAAUCUGUUCUUGUACGCCAAGCAAAUGAAAGAGAACGGAUUCCUUGGUUUGCCCAUGGGAAAGGGCAAAUUCGCGCCGGUCGACAACCGUGAUGUGGCUAUUGCGGUCCUCGCUCUUGCUACUAGUGGCAGCGAGAUGUCUGACAAGUUCCGCGACAAGACCUUCCACCUCACCGGCACCGAGGUUGUUAGUGGCGAAGACAUAGUGAAUGCGGCUAAAGAAGCCGGCCUCGACCACAAACUGACCUUCAAGGAUAUUCCCGAAGAAGAGGCUAAAGAAUACCUCAGCCAAAUCCCCCAAAUGGACCCCUCGGAGGUUGAACUUAUCCUCGAAGACUUCCGCCUCGUCCGCGAGGGCAAGCUGCAAAAGGCAACUUCUGACCUCAAAGACCUGAUCGUCGAGAAGCCGACCACUCUCUUCGACUUCUUCAAGGAGUACAAGGGUGAUUUCAUGAACCCCCAGUAAAAACUUGAAAGGUCGAAAGCGUCUCGCAUCUGGCGAUAAGAUUUGCCAUUCUUUAUUUUUGGUUUUCUUGGGGUCAUGCGCCUUUUACGGUUUUCUGGAUGUGAUAUCCGGCAUUUGGUCUUCUUUGCUGUGCCCUCUGUUCAUCGGCGCAGCUGAGUAUAUCCGCUCUCCUCUUUUUGAAAUUUUGGCAACCAUUCUCCGAAAAUAUCAAAUGUAACUUCGCACUG